GCAAACCUAUAGCGUACAAGAGAAAACCGUUGAAUUGAAGCCAAGGCUGCGGGGCCCACCCGCGUUCAAUUUUUACAAGUGGGUACAGCUCAUUGGCUCCUCCACCUACAGCCCCAGGCCACGUUGGUUCCCGCGUUAAUGUCUCUGUAAGAGCUCAACAUCCAUUUUAACACAAACGCACCGGCGACCCGACUAAUUUUCUCCAAAUUUCCAGAGAACGGCGGCCAAAUCCAAUCCCGAUAAAUGACGAUUAUCGUUGCCGCCGACAGAAAGUACCGGCGGAGCCCUAGAAAGUCCCUACUCCCUGAAAAAUACGCCCAUCAGGAGCCUCUGGAAGGGUUAGAGGGCGCGUCGUUCUCCGGCGCCGUCUUCAACCUCUCGAGCACCAUCGUCGGGGCUGGUAUCAUGGCUCUCCCGGCCGCCGUGAAGCAAUUAGGUCUAAUUCCAGGCUUAGUCAUGAUCAUCCUCGGUUCUACAUUGACGGAGUUGUCAAUUGACUUUAUCCUAAAAUUCUCUCGGACAUCCAAAUCCGCUACGUACGCCGGCGCCGUCAGCGACUCUCUCGGAAGCGUCGGACGGACCCUCUUGCAGGUUUGCAUCGUGGUCAAUAACUUGGGUAUGCUCAUCGUCUACAUGAUCAUCAUCGGCGAUGUGUUUUCGGGAACAACCACAAAUAACGUCCACCAUAAGGGCGUGAUGGAAGAAUGGUUCGGUCAACAUUGGUGGACCAGCCGCACAUCCUUGAUGCUGUUUACCACGCUUCUAAUUUUUGCGCCUCUAAUCUCCUUCAAACGCGUAGAUUCCUUGAGAUACACAUCAUCUUUGUCAGUGGGCUUGGCCAUUGUCUUCGUGGCAAUCACUGCUGGAGUAUCCAUUGCAAAAUUGAUGGAUGGGAGUAUUGGAAUGCCGCGACUGAUGCCUGAACUUUUCGAUCAGGCAUCAUUUUGGCAACUUUUUACCACUGUUCCAAUCCUAGUCACUGCCUAUAUCUGUCACCAUAAUGUUCUCCCAAUUGAGAAUGAGCUGAAAGAUCCGACACAAAUGAAAUCAAUAGUUCGAACAUCUCUAAUAAUAUGCUCGUCGUUAUAUAUCGCGACGAGCUUCUUCGGAUUUAUCCUGUUUGGAGACCAAACGUUGGAUGAUGUCCUUGCCAAUUUCGAUGGAGAUCUUGGGCUUCCAUACAGCUCGUUGCUUGAUGAUGUUGUGAGGGUGAGCUAUGGCAUCCACCUGAUGCUUGUUUUUCCAAUUGUUUUCUUCUCCCUUCGCCUCAACGUUGACGGCCUGCUCUUUCCCUGUGCCAUACCUAUUGCUUUCAAUAACCGACGAUUCUUCUCAAUAACCGUAGCUCUCAUGAGUUUCAUCUUCAUUGGAGCUAACUUUGUUCCCAGCAUCUGGGAUGCCUUUCAGCUCACUGGAGCCACUGCUGCCAUCUCUGUUGGGUUCAUAUUUCCCGCCGCUCUCGUCCUCAGAGACACUUGUGGGAUUGCAUCAAAGAAAGACAGGGUGAUAGCAUGGUUAAUGUUCCUACUAGCUGUUUUGUCAAGUAUGGCUGCAAUCUCCAGCGAUAUCUACAGUACUUACGUGGUCGAGAAACGCGCUUGACGUAGAAGAAGGAACCAUUUUUUUCAUACCCACCCUUCCUUCAAAGGAUGGAGGCUCGAUGUCAUCAAGAGAGCUGCAAUGAAGAUCCAUUUUUUUUAGAUUUUUCGACCCAUCAUUAGCUAGGCUGCCUUGGGGCUAGUUUGUAACAACCAUAUAACCAAAUGUUGCUUUAUAUUUUGUGGGAACACUUGUUAAUUAAACCACAAGGUGGUGUGUCUGAAAGAUCUUCAUUCGGCCUCACUCCCAUGGCCGUUGAGUGGCCCAAGAUGCACGAACUCUCUACUGUCACCUCCCCUUGUGCACUAAAUUUCUGGGUCCAGUAGGUAGCAGAUUUUUGUUUUUGGCAUACAAUAAAGUGUAGUAAACUGUAGUGGUGUCAUUGAUUCAA
Molecule: messenger RNA, 1990 nt
Organism: Cucurbita maxima (winter squash)
Lineage: Eukaryota; Viridiplantae; Streptophyta; Magnoliopsida; Cucurbitales; Cucurbitaceae
Product: amino acid transporter AVT6A-like
Exons: 5
Coding region: 244-1602 (452 amino acids)
Biological process (GO): amino acid transmembrane transport
Molecular function (GO): amino acid transmembrane transporter activity
Source: RefSeq, a predicted model, not a curated record